Spinacia oleracea (spinach) is the source of this 951-nucleotide messenger RNA. RefSeq lists its product as uncharacterized. The transcript has 5 exons. The record is from RefSeq and is a predicted model, not a curated record. The coding region runs from base 1 to 951 and encodes 316 amino acids. Gene Ontology annotation, molecular function: zinc ion binding. Lineage: Eukaryota; Viridiplantae; Streptophyta; Magnoliopsida; Caryophyllales; Amaranthaceae.
AUGGUCAGAAGCCUCGGGAGGCAGCAAAUAUAUGGUGGAUUUGAUGAAUCAUAUGCCCUUUUAUCAUCCUAUGCAGAAAUAAUCAAGUCUACCAAUCCCGGGAGCUAUGCCUUGGUCACUUGGACUGCAGAUUCUGGAGGUUGUAGGCCUAUCAUAGGCAUUGAUGAUGCACAUUUGAGUGGAUACUAUAAGGGUAUUCUUCUCAUUGCAGUAGAUAUUGAUGGAAAUAAUGAGAUUUUCCCAUUUGCGUAUAACAUUGUGAGUAAGGAGACUUUCUGGUUUAUUGGUUCAAUUCCCUACUCACUGAAAUACAAUUGUGUUCUGCAGGGUGUUGAAGCUGCUCUUUGUGAAGUUUUCCCAAGAGCAGUCAGGAGGGUCUGUGCUCAGCAUCUGUAUGUGAAUUGCAGACAAGCUGGAUACAGUGGCACAACCUUCUAUGACUUGUUCUGGGUUGUAGCAGAUGCAUACAAUCCAUAUGUAUAUAACAAAGCCAUGGAAAAUAUCCUCAAAAUCAUGCCAGAAGCAGUGGAAUAUCUUGACAAAGUCCCUGAACAGUGGUCCAGACACAACUUUGAUGUUGAGGUCACUUGUGAUCACAACACCACCAACUUUGUGGAAUCCUUCAACGCGUGCACCAAACCCUUUAGGGAUCUUCCUGUUCUAACACUUCUUGAAGAAAUAAGAUCUUGGUGCAUGAAGAAAAUAGGGACCAGAUUUGAUAAAGCUGUUGACAUUGGACCCGAUCAAUUGACAUUGUAUGCUAUUAAGAUGUUGGAAGAGAGGAGUGAUGACUCAAGGCUAACCACUGGGGUGUGUGGUUGUGGUAAAUGGAAAGGGUGUGGCAUACCUUGCAAGCAUGCUCUUAGGCUCAUAUACCAUCAGAGACUCAAGCCUGAUGAGUUUGUCAGUCCAUACUUCAAAGGGGCAGCAUAUAAGCUCACAUACUCAUAA